This is a messenger RNA of Trichomycterus rosablanca, 2212 nucleotides long. RefSeq names its product myelin protein zero-like 1 like (gene mpzl1l). The transcript is spliced from 6 exons. The coding region runs from base 27 to 815 and encodes 262 amino acids. NCBI's taxonomy places the organism in Eukaryota, Metazoa, Chordata, Actinopteri, Siluriformes, Trichomycteridae. Gene Ontology annotation, cellular component: focal adhesion; plasma membrane; cell surface. The record is from RefSeq and is a predicted model, not a curated record.
ACACGUAUUUCCAGGUGUUGUACAGGAUGGACCUGAAACUCUCACACACCGCACACAAUUCUGCGCUAUUAUGCGGCUUUACGCUGUGCGCCAUAAUCGGUAUGCAUCUAGCUGCAGCUAUAGAAGUGUACACUCCCAGCGAUAUGGUGGUAGAAAAUGGAACCAACGUUUUACUCAAAUGUACUUUUAAAUCCACACAAGUGGUCAGCAGUCAAGCAUUAGUGACCUGGGCCUUCACCCCAGAGGGCUCUACAGUGGGGGAGUCUAUCUUCUACUACUCCGCUGGGAAAGCCAUCCUGGACAGCCCUCAGUUUAAGGACCGAAUGCAGUGGGCGGGAGACCUGAAUAAAAAGGACGCCUCCAUCCGCGUCACGGAGAUGCAGUUUACGGACAACGGUACUUACGCGUGUGAUGUGAUGAACCCGCCCGAUAUCAGAGGCAAAUCCUCACAAAUUAAAGUCAGGGUUGUGAUGAAAGAAUCGCUGCCACAGACGAGCCCGGCAGUGAUCGUGGGCGCUUGCAUCGGUGCAGUCAUAGGAGUCAUCAUCAUCGCUGUAGUGGCAUACCUUUUAGUAAGAGUUAUGCGGUCCACUCGGGACUACGAAGGCUGCACCUCUGUAGAGAGUGCGAGCGCGCGGGUGACCCGGCCAGGAAAGAAGGCCGAGUCCAGCACGGAGGGCUCGCGCUGUAGCAGCCCCUCGGCUCCUGUACAGGGCCCGGUGAUAUACGCCCAGCUCGAUCACUCCGGCAACAAAAAUAUCAACUCCGUCCAUAAGCUGGAGCCUGUGGUGUACGCUGACAUUCGUAAGAAGUAGAAACAAAAAAGACAGAGGACCUCUAACAACACUCCAGUUUAAUUUCUUUCCUUUUAAACUAACCACAGUGAAGCAUUAAAUGCAACACAUCUCAUAUAUGCAGAUGUUUUAAAUGACUGAGGGUGGCAUUCCUGCAUGCUGUCGAUCAACCGGCCUGUAGUUGAUCUGCUUCUUUAGUUCACUUUUUUACCUGCUACUGUUAUUAGAUCCUUAAAACAAGGUUCCGGAUAAUCAGUUUAGGUUCUGUUCCAGCCACUAAAACACUUAACACUUCAUUCCUAAAUGUACACGUUGUGAUGUAUGUUCUAUCUGAUUCAGUAGCUUAAUAACCUGAUUGUUAGACUAGUUAGACUAGUUUGUUUGACGGAUUUUUAUGUGUAACACUAACCACAGCAAAAAAAUCACGACCAAAUCUUCACAUGACAUUCUGAAUUACUGUGUUUAGUCUUAAACCCUAACCACAUCAGUACUUUAUAACAGAUUAGUAUUAUUAUUAACGUGUUAACGCCUGUAAACAAGCUUAAGCGGUUAAAAAAUCAUGUAAAUGGUCAAAUUUACCUGGAAAUGUUAACCUUUUUUACCAUUACAUUGUUUUUUUUCUUAUUAUUGUUUUAAUUUUGCUAAUACUGGUUCCAAAGUUAUUUCAGUACAUAUUUGCGUGAAAAUAAUGUUUGAUUGAUUUCUAGCUGUGUGGCAAUGUUGCAAUAAUUAGCAUGUGUAUAUCUGGUUAGCUGUUACAGUAUAUUUUUUUAAGCUCCAUCACUGUAAAUAUGGCGUUACUGUCGUAUUCUGGUACACAUAUUGCAUAUUUGUUUACUCAGAACAUGCCAAAAUAUUUGCUUUUGAGCAUUCCUCGAUUCCUUGAUACGUUUCCCCCGGUUUUAAGUCUUAAUCAGUCGUGUUUUGCACAUUUUAUGUUUUAAGUAUGAACACUAAUCAUGACCAAAACAUCUGAGAAAUAGAAUCAUGGACCUUCCACACACAGUCGAUAUGAUGCUUUCGUUGCAUUUGUAUGGUUUGUUUUGCUUUUUUAUUUGUAUUUUUUCGCCUUUUAAGACUCGGCCUCCUCAUUAGGAAACACUCAUGACUGAGUGAUUUUAUACUAAGUGUUGAGAAAUACGCAUUAUGUUUUAGUGCAUGCUUGAACUGAAAGCACUCCCGUCCUUCUGUUCUUCCUUAAGAAGUGUGUUAAUGCAGAUUAAUAGUUAUGAUUUGUGUUAAUCGUUAGUUUUGAGAACUGGAAUGGUGUAAAUUAGUGCCUUUUUUCACAUUUCAUGAAUUUCACAGGUCACAUGCGUGUGUCUUGCCCACUUUUAUUUUAUAUAUGAAAACGCUGUAUCUUUUUUUGUUUGUUCGAUUGUUUUUUAACAUAUGUAUAAAUAUAUAUAAAAAUCAAA